Vanrija pseudolonga is the source of this 1449-nucleotide messenger RNA. Its product is annotated as Pregnancy-associated glycoprotein. The record is from RefSeq and is a predicted model, not a curated record. The transcript has 5 exons. NCBI's taxonomy places the organism in Eukaryota, Fungi, Basidiomycota, Tremellomycetes, Trichosporonales, Trichosporonaceae. Gene Ontology annotation, biological process: proteolysis. Gene Ontology annotation, molecular function: aspartic-type endopeptidase activity. Bases 1 to 1449 code for a protein of 482 amino acids.
AUGUACAUCACGACACUGGCACUGGUACUGGCGCUGGCCGUCACCGAGCCAUCGUCGGCGCUCUUCUCUCGCGACGACGGCGGCCCCGUCCAUCUCCAACUUACUCCUCCGCCGGAGGUUCCCGUCAGCGUCGAGCACGCAGCGCAACAGAUCGCCCGGCGGCGUGAGAUCCUCUAUGGGCAAAACAGGCGGCAGUCUGCCGCCCCCGACGUCCCCACCCCGCCACAAGAAUUCGACUUGGUCGUUGAUACCGGGUCCGCGUGGACGUGGGUUUGGGACAGCUCGUCCACCCCCACGACGUGCGGCAAUCACACUGGCGGAUUUGACGCCUCCAAGUCGUCAACUUACUUGCUCAACGACACCCUCAACAACCCGCCGUACGGCCCUGUCCCGGUCGUGUUCGUGAGCAGCUACUGCCGCGGAACAUGGGGGCAGGAUACGGUCGGCCUCACCAACGGCCUGGGGGUGGCCGCGGGCAGUAUGGCAACUGCAUCCAACUUCGUAUUCAAGGGCAAUACGACAAGCCAAACGUGGGAGCCACCGGGACUCCUCGGCUUCGCAUUCCAAACGCCUGGGCUCCCCAGGCCGUUCUGGUACGAGCUUCUCAACACCUGGAGGGAUCGGCGCUUCAGCAUCUUCCUCGGCAACGUCAACCAGAACACCACGACACCCAUUGUCGGCCGGAACGGGGGUGUCCUGACUCUUGGUGGCGUCAACACCGACCUGUUCACCGGCAACAUCAACUAUGUGCCCCUCAGCCAGCGGUUCUAUAGGCAGGGCCAGCCUGGAUUCUGGGAAGUUGCGGUCACUGGCGCCGAGCACGGUGGUAAGGUGUUCGGCAACAACACGGUCGCAGUUCUCGACACUGGUUCUCCGGUCUCUUGGGUCCCGCAGGACCUCUUCACCGCGGUGUAUAGCGGCCUUACGGGCGUGCAGCAGAUCAAGGAUCAAGAUGGACAGGCACCACACUACCUCUUCCCUUGCUCGUCGGCAUCCCAGCUCACGGACAUCACUUUCGCCGUUGGGGGUGAAAAGUACACUAUUCCUGGCACGGCGUUGUCGUCGUACGACCACGAUGAUGGCUCCACUGCGAUGUGCUCGAGUCUGCUGGUGCCGAAUCAGCAGCAGCCCAGUCCCAGCGGCGCACCUCCAGGUAGUACACCAGAAGACUGGCUUCUCGGUGACGGGUUCCUUCGCUCCGUGUACACCGUGUAUCAGUGGUCACCACCUGCGGUGGGCUUUGCCAAGCUGUCGCAGAAAGCCCUGACGAGUACGCCGUCUAUCGUGAAUCCGUCUCCAGAUGGAGCAGCUGCUACUGGCUCUGCUACUGGCUCUGCUACUGCGACACCUUCCAAAGCGCCGUCCGGGGCCAGUAGGACGAUGGUCAACCUUUGCGUGGUCAUCCUCAGUCUUAUGGUCGCAGCAUGUAUACUGCACCCCGUGGUCUAA